GAAAGAAAACGAGCGCGCAUCUCGCUCAGAGAAGUUGUAAUGUAUUUAACGCCUGCGCACACUCGGUCCAUAGUGGAGAGAAUUGUGAAUGGGGGGAGUAUUUUGGGUGUACAGUCAUAAGUCGGACUCCGAGGAGCCAGGAAGUAACUGUGAGCCAUGCAGCUCAUACGACGGAUAAAGUAGCGCGAGCGAGCGUCUGUUGUCAGCAGUCGGAGAUCACACACGCGCGAGAGUGAGGAAGAACAACAAGCCAACUGCAAACUACUGCCAAACCGAGAGCAGUACAGCUCACGAACCAUACAAGAAGCCAACUCCAAAGAGCUUUUACACUUUAAAGAGCACAAAGCUCACUGCAGCACACUCCAUCAUUAGAAGAGAAAAAAGACGGAAGGAAAUAAGAGCGGGGCUGGCGAGUUUCAAGGCAACGCUUCACUCUUCUUGGCAAGUUUAGACGAAUAUACCAUUAACAAAAUUGAUCAAAUCGCGUUCAAGAUGCCUCGGGUGGUCCCGGAUCAGAGGAGCAAGUUCGAGAACGAGGAGUUCUUCAGGAAACUCAGCCGCGAGUGCGAGAUUAAAUACACCGGUUUCCGCGAUCGGCCGCACGAGGAAAGGCAGGCGCGCUUCCAGAACGCGUGCCGUGACGGCCGCUCAGAGAUAGCUUUUGUGGCGACCGGCACCAACCUCUCGCUGCAGUUCUUCCCAGCCAACCUUCAUGGGGAUCAGCGGCAGGCGCCCACCCGAGAAUAUGUGGACUUCGAGCGGGAGACGGGAAAGGUGUACCUGAAGGCUCCUAUGAUCCUGAACGGAGUAUGUGUGAUCUGGAGAGGCUGGCUUGAUCUUCACCGUCUGGAUGGCAUGGGUUGUCUGGAAUAUGAUGAUGAGAGAGCACAGCAUGAGGACGCUUUAGCCCAGGCUGCUUUUGAGGAAGCCCGCAGGAGGACUCGUGAUUUCGAGGACAGGGAUCGCUCGCACCGAGAGGACUUGGAGCAGAUGCCGAUGGCACAGCUCAAUCAUUUAAUAACUCAGGAGGACCCUGUGGCAUCAAAAAUCUGGGACUGAUGGCCUUCAAGGACCAGGCCCAGGCGACAGCAGGACCCCAGCCCUGGCUCCAACAUGGGCAACACUGAUGAUCACAAGAUGCGCUAGCGGCAUUCACCAAAGUGGGCAGGGAAAGGGUCACAAGACCUCCAUCACCACAGCAAUCUCAUCUCCUGAUGCCUUGUUUAUCACAGGACAGACCAAAGUCCACACCGCUGGGGGAGUUUUGGGGGAAGCGGCCCGUUGAAAGGGCUGGGUUGGAUUGGGUUGGGCUGGGCUGGUAUUGAUGUGAGAUUUCAUUCGCAUUUGAUUUAGUCCCUCGUUUCUUCUUGGGAUUUUUGCACUAUGUGAUAACGUUCAGUUUAAAGUCCCCCGUGUCGCCUUUCGGUAUGCAUGGUUUUCCUGCCUAUGUUUUUGCUCAUGUACCUUUUAUCCCACCCCUAUGCAAGGCAUCUUAUUUUAUCCUCUUGUUCAUGAAAUGGCAUUUUUUAAUUAUUAUUGUGUGUGAAAGUCAGGAUGUUUACUUUUUUUGUAUUUUCAUUUCCUAUAUAAAUAUAAAUAUAUAAACAUGUCUGUCUUUGUGCUUCGUAGUUAAUGUUGCUAGGUAGAUUUGUGUGCUAGAGUAGUGCUUUUUUUACGUCUAAAAAGACAGAUCUCGAAAGAGGCUGCUGAUGUUGUGGACAAGAGUCUUUUUUUCUCCACGUGCUCUGUCUUCCGCUCUUUUCCUGUUACAGACGUGAGUUUUGAAAGUGAAGCGAGCAGCAGGAAGUGAAUAUUGAGGUCAGUGUUAUUCUACACAAAAUGAGGCAGAGAUCUAGUUCUUCACCCUUGUUUGCUUUUAUUAAUGUUUGCCAUUUACCUAUUCAUCUUGUUUCAGUGCAGGAUUUUCCACAUAAUCGAAUUUACUCCAGAGUUCUUUAAAUGUAGACUCUUUGAAAAUUAUUUUAAAUAGUUUUACUUCACCAAAAAUCAUGUUUCUUAAGCGCCUACAUUUUUUUUCUUUGAUUUUUAUUCAGAUUUUCAGAGGUCAUUCCUUUCUAAAACAUCAUUUUAACUUUUAAUAUGACAGUAAUAUUUAUAAAUCAUAUACAAGAUAUUAUUUUAUAUGUCAUAAAUUCACAUAAUGUCAUUAAUAAAUAAUCAGUUAUACAAAAUGCACAAGAUAUGACAUAAAAAAGCAGAGCUUCACAAUAAUAUCACAUUUGAAAUGUGGUUUUGUAACAUUUACAUGUAAGAAAAUAAAAAAGGUGAUAAUGUGAUCACUUUUGCACAUAAAAGUGUUCCAAAAUCACAUUUUAAAGUUGCUGUGAUGUUCAUUACAGUACGUGGAUGUACUUCCAACUGAAACAGAAUAUUGAGUAGGGGGCGGGGCUUUGUGCAUCAUUCCCUUAUAGAAAACUAACAGUGAGAGAGGCGUGGUUAAGAAUAUUGUGGUUGAACGUCAAAGGACCGACACUCCAAACCAGAACAUAAAUAGUCAGAGUUUGAAUGAAGAUUACCUAAACAAACCUUUUUAUGUGUGUGGACUUGCCCAUUAUUGUUCAUCUAAAGCACAGAUGUCAAAUCCAGUUCAUGGAGAGCAGCAGCUUAACACAAGGUGCAUUCCAAAUCACAUGGUUAUGCACUAUUCUAUGCCAUUUUGCAGUAUUAAUAGUGUAAGUUGUGCGUUCACACUGAAAAAUAAUAAGUGCACUUUAAUUAGCCAGAUGAUGCACUUAUUCAACCGCUAAAAUGAAGUGUGGAACGAUUGACACUUCAGGCACUCAAUGGCCGCAGCUUACAAAAACUAUCGAGCGCAUAUGUUGAAUAGCUUUAUUUAUUUUGGAUUGUUAAAGCAAAAUUCUCCUACGAGAGUGGUUUUACUGCCUCCUGAUGGUGAAUGCGGUUUUACUCAUGGCAGGUAUUAUAUGGUCGUUUGGUCAUUUAUUUAACUAAUUUGGCAACCAUUAAACAUCAUCAGCGAAACGGUUUGAAUUUCUGCUUGGUAAAAAAACACAUUUUAUUUGGGACGACACUAAAUUCAUAUACUAUGCUGUUGCGUGUGUAAGUGCAUAUACAGUAUAGUGUGCCAUUCGGGAUGCAUCUACAGUUUAGCUUUAACCCUAAUUAAAGACACCUGAUCAAAUUAAUCGAGUACUUCAGGCUUGCUUGAAACCUACAGGUAAUGCUGCGAUUUGAGCAUGUGAAAUUCUGUCGUACAGCGCUGCAAAAAGAGGUGGGAUUAAACAAGCUGAUUAAACACUUAAAAAAGCAAGAAAUUGGUCCAUAUUUUAAAUUGUCAUGUUUUGAGCCUUGAUUGGUCUCACGCAAUCAAGUGAUGCGAUUUCGCUGGUCAGAGUUUACCAAGCUUGAGCUUGGUUUCUGGUCUGCCGCAUUCGCAUGCGUAUGAACGGAAGUCUAUGGGUAGAAAAGUCCAGUGUGACCACUACUUUAGUGUGUUGAAGCAGGGUUGAAACUAAACUGUGCAGAGCUGCGGCCCUCCAGGAAUUUUAUUUGAUACCUGUGAUCUAAAGAUUGAAAGUUGUCAAUGAUCAGCAUUUCAUUUUAUUUCAAAGUCGAUGGUAGGAAUUUAAGGGUCAAGAAUUAUCGGUGGGAUGGUGAAGUCAGAAGUUAUGACCUACCUCUAGCUUAAACCAAAUAUACACAAGUAAGAGGUUAUUUAUAGAGAGCAGAUUCAGGUUGUCUUGAGUGUAGAGGAAAAACGAAUGUUGGUUUAGUAGAAUGUUAAAGAUUUAUAUAGUUGGAGUGUGCUUUUAAACCACACUGUGGUCAGAAACUGGGCACCAGGAGUGUAUUGAGGUCUCUAUGUAUUUUAAAGAUGCCAGAGAGAGAACUUGACCAAACCAGCAUCCACACAAAACAGUCCUGUGUUAAUUAGUCCAACUUUCUGCUUUCUAUGUGUGUCUUGCGCUGUGUAUCAAAGAUAAAACCUUUGCUGACCCACUUUCAGUUUUUCUUACACCCCUUUACUUAAUGCUGGCAUUAAGGCAAAAUACACAGGUAGUGGAUGGCUCUUUUUGUAAUGAAUGAAUCAAUAAAAUGUUUAUUUUCAUAAUUAUUUUAAGUUAUUGAUGCAGGUAUACUUUUGUUUCAUUAUCAGGUUCCGCUAUGAUGAAAUGUGUAUUUCUGUAUUGAUAUUGUUUUCGUUUUGUUUUCUCCCUUGGCCCCAUAAGGAACUGUGGGGAUGUUACGAUGGUCUUUGGUUGUAGCUCUUUUUUCGGUUUUUAAUUUUAAGCAAGGAGGACUGUUAACUGAGGUGUUAUGUUUGAUCUGUUUCUUAAUAAACUUGUUACAAACAAU
Molecule: messenger RNA, 4338 nt
Organism: Danio rerio (zebrafish)
Lineage: Eukaryota; Metazoa; Chordata; Actinopteri; Cypriniformes; Danionidae
Source: RefSeq, a predicted model, not a curated record